Nicotiana attenuata is the source of this 618-nucleotide messenger RNA. RefSeq lists its product as uncharacterized. Bases 1 to 618 code for a protein of 205 amino acids. The transcript has a single exon. NCBI's taxonomy places the organism in Eukaryota, Viridiplantae, Streptophyta, Magnoliopsida, Solanales, Solanaceae. The record is from RefSeq and is a predicted model, not a curated record.
AUGCCUGCGCGUUACAUACUUGAUGAAAGUGUAUUUCGCUUAUAUCGGAUUCGUUCGUCAUUGGUUUCUAUUGAUGAUGAUUCUGGUGUACGUCGUAUCGAGGAGGAGCACGCGCAGCAUUUGCGAGUUGUAUUGCGGAGAUUGAGGGAGCAGAAGCUUAUGCAAGUUCUCCAAGUGUGUAGUUUUUGGGCUCCAGUUAAGUGGCUUAAUUGGGGCAUGUGGUGUCAACGAGGGUAUUUCAGUCGACCCGAAGAAGAUAGAGGCGUGUUCAGAGUUGGCAUGACCAAUUCAGCCAUAAGUAUUCGUAUUUCCUUGUUUUGGGCAGUUAUUAAUCGGGUUUGUUCAAGGAUUUUCCUCUAUUGCAUGCCUUUGACCAAGUUACACAGAAAGGUGCUUCCAUUUGUAUGGUGGACGAGUGGCAAAGAAGAGCUUUCAGAAAAGCUCAAGAAGCUUCGACCACGCGUCAGUGUUGGUUUUGCCAUCAAGCUUCAGGUUUUACACUGUAUUUGUGAUGCCUUGAGAUUGGAUUCGGAUUUGUUAUUGAUGCAGGAGGGUAGAGUUAUGCUUAUUGCUUCUCGCAGUUUGAAGCCCCACGAGCAAGAACUACUUGUUAAUUGA